AGGAGUACGAACUUUCUACGACCAUCAAAACACUCAAUCAACAACCCUCCGAUACCAGCUGUUAUACGCUCCUUUACCGACUCUAAGCUACACGUCGUCGCUAAAUCACUCGGCUUUCUCUGUCACGUCCACAUCCGAAUCUCCCGUUCGAUACCGACAUUCUACACGUCACAUACACUAUGGCUUCCCGCAUCGCAUCCUCAAGACGUCCACGCUACCUCACCGAGUCCGAACGUGACCGCCUCGAAGAGUUCAUCAAUGACAUCCACUACUCUGCGAGAUAUUCCGAUGACCACUACGAGUACCGACACGUCAUGUUGCCAAAGGCCAUGUUGAAGGCAAUUCCGAAGGACUACUUUGACCCUGAUACGGGGUGUUUGAAGAUUCUGCACGAAGAGGAGUGGAGAGGACUUGGUAUUACCCAGUCUUUGGGAUGGCAACACUACGAGACUCACGUCCCAGAGCCACACAUUUUGCUGUUCAAGCGGGAGAAGGACUUCGGACAGUGAGCAACGCGAAGGAUGGGAAGUGGACUGCGAGUGAAGCAAGAG
Saitoella complicata NRRL Y-17804 is the source of this 551-nucleotide messenger RNA. RefSeq names its product CKS-domain-containing protein. Gene Ontology annotation, cellular component: SCF ubiquitin ligase complex; cyclin-dependent protein kinase holoenzyme complex. Gene Ontology annotation, molecular function: protein kinase binding; ubiquitin binding; cyclin-dependent protein serine/threonine kinase activator activity. The transcript has 2 exons. The coding region runs from base 180 to 509 and encodes 109 amino acids. The record is from RefSeq and is a predicted model, not a curated record. Lineage: Eukaryota; Fungi; Ascomycota; Saitoellomycetes; Saitoellales; Saitoellaceae. Gene Ontology annotation, biological process: regulation of mitotic cell cycle.